ACCAAGCGAAAGUGGGAGUCGCUAGCGUCCUGGCCAUGAACACAGCCUUGCGUUCUUCUGGGUGCUGGAAACACCGUCUGCCUCUGUAACUCGUUCCUGCCGCAAGCCAGACUCGUACAGGACCGACACUCGCACCACUUGGCACCGCCACGCUCGCGGCUUCUCUUUGCUUUCCCCGUUUUUCCUGUUCUGUGGUUUAUCUGGUGGUGCUUGGGUUUGGGGUGAGAAUUUAUUAUUAUUUUUUCCUUUGAGGUGCGAAUGUGAGGGUUUGGUGACUUUUAGAUGUCUAGGGACAAGGGUGGGCACAGGGGCCCCAGGCAGGGCUGAUUCUUGGGCGGAGGAGGGUAGGGUAGGGGGUUCUGCAUGAGCUCCUUAAAGGACAAAGGUAACAGAGCCAGCGAUAGAGCUCGAAGGGAGACUUUGACUUCAAACCACAGAACUGGUGGAAGUGUGCGCGCCGCCGCCGUCGUUCCUGCAACGCUGUCGACCUAGCCACCUGCAUCAUCCCGAGCUCCGGGAUCCCGGGGUAGGCGACGCGGGCGAGCAGAAGCGCCAGCCGGCUGCGGCUGCCCAAGCGGCUUACCAUGGGCUCCGGGCGCCGGGCGCUGUCCGUGGUGCCGGCCGUUCUGCUGGUCCUCACGCUGCCGGGGCUGCCCGUCUGGGCGCAGAACGACACGGAGCCCAUCGUACUGGAGGGCAAGUGUCUGGUGGUAUGCGACUCGAACCCGGCAACAGACUCCAAGGGUUCCUCUUCCUCCCCUCUGGGGAUAUCGGUCCGGGCGGCCAACUCCAAGGUCGCCUUCUCGGCGGUGCGGAGCACCAACCACGAGCCAUCUGAGAUGAGCAACAAGACGCGCAUCAUCUACUUUGAUCAGAUCCUAGUAAAUGUGGGUAAUUUUUUCGUUAACCUGAUGUUAAAUGGAAAACCAGUAAUAUCUGCCUUUGCUGGGGACAAAGAUGUUACUCGUGAAGCUGCCACUAAUGGAGUCCUACUCUACCUAGAUAAAGAGGAUAAAGUUUACCUAAAACUGGAGAAAGGUAAUUUGGUUGGAGGCUGGCAGUAUUCCACGUUCUCUGGCUUUCUGGUGUUCCCUCUAUAG
Molecule: messenger RNA, 1100 nt
Organism: Propithecus coquereli (Coquerel's sifaka)
Lineage: Eukaryota; Metazoa; Chordata; Mammalia; Primates; Indriidae
Gene: CBLN4
Product: cerebellin 4 precursor
Exons: 3
Coding region: 585-1100 (171 amino acids)
Molecular function (GO): protein binding
Source: RefSeq, a predicted model, not a curated record